Messenger RNA from Arctia plantaginis, 372 nucleotides. The record is from the annotation of a GenBank genome assembly. Lineage: Eukaryota; Metazoa; Arthropoda; Insecta; Lepidoptera; Erebidae.
AUGAAGAAGUACUCGAUCGUCGGUAAUAAGAAGAAAGUGACCAUGGAGUUUAACCCUACACAGCUGAAAGUGGUUGGCAACAACUGCAUUAUAAGGGUGUCUGUAAACCAGGGUGAAAUUGAAGUGAUUGGCAACGAUUGCCGGGUUGAAGUGACAGAUAAUUACGGAGUGAUCAAUCUAGUCGGCAGCAACGGAUCUGUGUCAGUUACCAAGCGUGUGAAAGGUGACAGCGUUCAGAUGUUAGGACCAAAUUGCCAUCUGACCGUGGCGGGUAAAGAGAAGACUACAGGCGGUUAUGAAGCUCAAAUGUCACCAUUCAGCAAAGAUUUGGACGAUGUUAUUAACUCUAUCUUCACAUUUGUGAUGCGUUGA